Dictyostelium purpureum is the source of this 3111-nucleotide messenger RNA. RefSeq lists its product as uncharacterized. The record is from RefSeq and is a predicted model, not a curated record. The transcript is spliced from 3 exons. NCBI's taxonomy places the organism in Eukaryota, Evosea, Eumycetozoa, Dictyosteliales, Dictyosteliaceae. The coding region runs from base 1 to 3012 and encodes 1003 amino acids.
AUGACCAAGCCACAAUAUUUAUCAAAUUCCUACUCUGAAUAUAUGGACCCAGCUAUUGGUAUUACACAACAAAGAAGAUCCAGCUACCCAGGUACAUUAGGUGGGAUGGGACCUUCCCCAUUAGGCCCAAUGAAUCCAUUACAGUAUCCAGGCCAAGUUAAUGAUCCUUUAGGUUAUCCAUAUUAUCCAAUGUACUAUCCAUCACCAUAUUAUGUUCCUUCACCAGGAUUAUAUCAAUAUCCAAACCCAAAUAUGUAUCCUGGUGGUAAUUUCUUACCAAUUAACAGUACAUAUAAUAUUAAUGGAUUAAGUGCCGCAAAUUUAAACAGUAUUAUGUCUGCAAAUGGUGCAUUCGCCAAUGGAAUACCAAACGGCCUAAAUGUGAUGAAUGGAUAUCCUUCAAAUGUAAAUUCUCCUGCAAAUACAACACCAUCAAACAAUAAUAGCACUAAUAAUAGUUCUAACAAUAACAAUAACAAUAGCAAUAAUAGUAAUAGUAAUAAUAAUAAUAACAAUACCAAUAAUAAUAAUAGUAGUACUAAUGGUUCUACAAGCCCUAUCCAAAAUACAUCACCACAAAUAAAUGACCAAAAAAAAAAUGCUACAAAUGAUACAAAUUCUCCUCGACCUGUUUUACCAUCAAACAAUGACGACGAUGAAAUUUUGGAUAAUAAAUUUAAACCAUCAAGUUUACCAGCCACAAAAAUUAAAAUCGGUGAAUGGGAGGCCAGUGCAUCAUUCCCAGGCGACAUUAUUGCAAAGUUCUAUUUUACAAAAAAACAAAUUGUUUGGGAGCUAUUAAAAUAUGGAUUAAAGAGUAAAAUGGUAGUAAGCUUUAAUGAUAUAACUGCAGUUAUUAUUGAAUAUCAAAAUGAAGAAUCAGCAACAAUGACAAUUGAAGUUUCAAAAGCACCAAAGUUUUACAAAGAGGUUAAUCCACAACCAAAAAAGAAUACAACUUGGAAUGUAUCUGGAGAUUUUACAGAUGAUCAUUGUGCCUCAACUUACAGAAGACAUGUUUUAUAUUUUAAAAAAGCAUCUUUAAUUAAAAAUGUCGCAAAAUUACACAAAUGUGAUAUUAAAUUAAAAAGAUUAGUAGAUAAUCAAGUAUUUAGUGUAGAUGAUAUUUAUUUACCAGGGGAAAAUCCCAAUUCUGUCGAAAAUCAAGUAAUAGCACCAAAUAACAAUAUAAAUAAUUCAGUUAAUAAUUGUAAUGCUGUUAAUAAUAAUGGUAAUAAUAAUAAUGGUAAUAAUAAUAAUGGUAAUAAUAAUAGUGGUAAUAAUAACAGUAACAAUAAUAAUAACGGUGUAAAUAAUAGUAAGCAAAAUGAAACUCAUGUUAAAGAAGAUGAUUCUACUCAAAAAAAUAAUCAUGGUGUUAAUCAUAACAGUAUUAAUAAUAUGAAUGGUAGUUCAAAUAGUUUAAAUAUGAAUAGUAGUAAUAGUAGCAUCAAUAAUAUGAAUAAUAGUAUGAACAAUAUGAAUAAUAACAUGAACAAUAUGAACAUGAAUAGCAGUAUAAAUAAUAUAAAUAUGGGCGGUAAUAAUAAUAACAAUAAUAACAAUAAUAACAAUAGUGGAAAUAUAAGCGGUAACAAUAACAAUAACAGUUAUAAUAGUAAUAACAACAAUAACAACAACAACAACAACAGCAAUAAUAAUAAUAGUCAAAACUUUUUCCCAAAUCCAAAUUGUUACUCAAUGAAUAGCUCACCAGAUUCAUCAAGUUUAAAUAGUUCUGGCAGUUCAAUGGAACCCAAUAAACAUCUUUCAAGUUCUGUAAACUAUAAUUCAGAAUUUUUCCCACAAACUGGAGAUGCCGCUUUAGAUUUAUCAUUUAUUAAUCAAAAUGCAUCUUUUGAUUCACCACUAUUCGAUCCAAACGACCCAACUUUUAUAAAAGGUAUUGGUUCAGUUGGAUCAACACCACCAAUGCCAAAUUAUUUUAUAUCCCAAGGUAAUGGAAACAAUAGCAAUAAUAAUAGUAAUGGUUUAAACAACUCAAAUAAUAGUAAUAACAAUAAUAGUAUGGGCAAUAAUAAUAACAAUAAUAAUAACAAUAAUAACAACAAUAAUAACAACAAUAGUAAUGGUAAUAUAAAUAAUAAUAAUAAUAAUAAUAAUAAUAAUAAUAAUAAUAAUAAUAAUAACAAUAAUAACAAUAAUAACAAUAACAAUAGCAAUAAUAAUAACAAUAACAAUAGCAAUAAUAAUAACAACAAUAGCAAUAACCAUAACCAUAACAAUGGCAAUAAUAAUAACAAUAACAUUAGCAAUAAUAAUAAUAAUAAUAAUAAUAGCAAUAAUAAUAACAACGGCAAUGGCAAUAACAUAAAUAAUAUUGGUAAUAUUAGCAAUGGUAAUAAUGUUAAACAACCUUAUAAUUUUGUUACACCAUAUAAUUAUUCUUUUAAUGGCUUUGUAGGAGAUCCAAAUAUGGGUAACCAAAAUAAUAUUAACCAACCAUUUUCAUUUAUUGCGCCACAAAAUAAUCCUUUUUCUUUAAAUUCCAAUAAUAUUUCUUCACCAUCAAAAAAUAUCUAUUCACCAGAUUUAACAAUAAGCCCAAACAAUUCAAUUGUUAAUAAUAGUCCCCAAUUAUCAAAAGGUUUCCAAAAUUUGGGACUAAAUUCACCCAAUGUUAAUGCUCCAUUACCAUUCAGUAACGAUUUUUCAAAUUAUUAUGAUUUUUCAGCAAUGACUUUACCAACUGAUAAUAUUCAUAUUAAUAUAAAUAAUAAUGCUAAUAAUAAUAAUUCUAAUAAUAAUAAUAAUAAUAAUAAUAAUAAUAAUAAUAAUAAUAAUAACACCCAGAAUACCAAUCAAAAUAAUAACGGUAUUUCAAAUUUAAAUUUAAAUAAUUGUAACACUAGUAACUCUCAAGCUUCAUUGGCAUCACCAAAACAAAAUUCAAGAUUAUAUUCAAAUAGUGAUAAUAAUAACAUAACAAAAACAAAUAGCGAUGAUGGUUCCGAUGAUAGACUGAGAUCAAAAAAGAAAAAAAUUAAUUAAUAUCAUUUAUUAAUUAUUUAUAUAUAUAAAAAAAAUAAUAUAAAAAGUGUAUAUAUAUGGAUUAUUUAAUAUCUAUAAAUCAUAUAAAUAAUCCAAAUU